UCCAUUCAAUCCCGGUGUGUGUCCUCCCGUCAUCAUUGAGCGUAACUGAGUCUAUCGAUUCAAAAUGUCGGACGUAGAGUUAUCAAACAUAGACCACCUCAUCGCGAUGCUUUUAGAAGUUCGCGGUGCAAGGCCGGGGAAAAAUGUACAACUGUCGGAAACGGACAUACGUCUGCUAUGCCUGAAGUCGAGGGAAAUCUUUCUCUCCCAACCGAUACUGCUCGAGCUGGAGGCACCGUUAAAAAUCUGCGGUGACAUCCAUGGUCAGUAUUAUGAUUUGCUGCGUUUGUUCGAGUACGGCAGCUUCCCGCCAGAGUCGAAUUAUCUGUUCCUCGGUGAUUAUGUCGACCGGGGAAAGCAAUCGCUGGAGACGAUCUGCCUGCUGCUGGCGUACAAAAUCAAGUAUCCGGAAAAUUUCUUCUUGCUGCGCGGCAACCAUGAAUGCGCAAGUAUCAAUAGAAUAUACGGGUUCUACGACGAGUGCAAGCGGCGCUACAAUAUUAAGAUGUGGAAAACGUUCACCGAUUGUUUCAACUGUCUGCCGGUGGCCGCGAUCGUAGAUGAGAAAAUUUUCUGCUGUCACGGCGGUCUCAGCCCGGACUUGCAGUCCAUGGAACAGAUCCGACGCAUUAUGCGACCCACAGACGUGCCAGAUCAGGGACUGCUUUGCGAUCUGCUUUGGUCCGAUCCUGACAAGGACACGAACGGUUACGGUGAGAACGAUCGUGGUGUCAGCUUCACCUUCGGUGUCGAUAUUGUGGGCAAGUUUUUAACCAAGCAUGACUUUGAUCUAAUCUGUCGAGCACAUCAGGUGGUUGAGGAUGGGUAUGAGUUCUUUGCCAAACGGCAACUGGUAACUCUCUUCUCCGCUCCCAACUAUUGCGGAGAAUUCGAUAAUGCCGGUGCAAUGAUGUCCGUCGACGAUACGUUGAUGUGCUCGUUCCAAAUUCUGAAGCCAGCCGAUAAACGUAAGUUCCAAUAUGGUGGCCUCAAUUCCGGACGGCCAGUUACACCACCGCGGAAUUAUAGUAAAAACAAAAAGAAAUAAUUUAUCCAAUAGUACUAUGCUCUUACAACAACUACUACUAUUAAAACUACUACAAAUUACGUACUACCAAACUUGUGCGGUAUCCGUUCUGUUGCAUCUACC
Anopheles marshallii is the source of this 1150-nucleotide messenger RNA. RefSeq names its product serine/threonine-protein phosphatase alpha-2 isoform. The record is from RefSeq and is a predicted model, not a curated record. The coding region runs from base 65 to 1048 and encodes 327 amino acids. The transcript has 6 exons. Gene Ontology annotation, molecular function: protein serine/threonine phosphatase activity. Gene Ontology annotation, cellular component: cytoplasm; nucleus. Lineage: Eukaryota; Metazoa; Arthropoda; Insecta; Diptera; Culicidae.